UUCAAGGUAUUUUACAGAUUUAUCACAAUGGUACAUGGGGAACAAUAUGUAAUGACAACUGGGAUAUCAAUGACGCAAAAAUCGCCUGUAAACAGCUUGGUUACAAUUAUACAACAAGGGGAUCCUUGUACUUAGGACGAGGAUCUGGUCCAAUUUGGCUUUCUGAUGUAGAUUGUAACGGUGAUGAAUCAUCUUUAAAUCAGUGCCAACACCGAGGAUGGGGUCUUCAUAACUGCGGGCACAAUGAGGAUGUUGGUAUCGUGUGUAAUACAGCAGCGCCAUUGAGGUUGUUUGAAAAAAAAUCAACUCCGUCAUCAGUUCAAGGGAUUUUACAGAUUUAUCACAAUGGUAMAUGGGGAACAAUAUGUGAUGACUACUGGGACAUGACUGAMACAUACAUCGCCUGUAAACAACUUGGCUACAAGAGUUCAGUGAGCUACAAGUACUUAGGACGAGGAUCUGGUCGAAUUUGGCUUGAUAAUGUAAAUUGUAAUGGUGAUGAAUCUUCACUAGAUCAGUGCCUACACCUAGGAUGGGGUGUUCAUAACUGCGGACACAGUGAGGAUGUUGGUAUCGUGUGUAAUACAGGAGCAGCGCCAUUGAGGUUGUUUAAAAAAAAAUCAACUCCGUCAACAGUUCAAGGGAUUUUACAGAUUUAUCACGAACAUCAAUGGGGAACAAUAUGUGAUAACUCCUGGGGCAUGAAUGAAACAAACAUCGCAUGUAAACAACUUGGAUUUAAAGGUGCACAUAGCUUCAAGAGCUUAGGACAAGUCUCUGGUCSAAUUUGGCUUGAUAAUGUAAAUUGUAAUGGUGGUGAAUCAUCUCUAGAUCAGUGCAAACACCGAGGAUGGGGUGUUCAUAACUGCAGUCACAGCCAGGAUGUUGGYAUCGUGUGURAUUCCGGAAUACCACCGCCAUUGAGGUUGUUCCAAAACAAAUCUUAUUCUCCGCAAUCAGUKCAAGGUAUUUUACAGAUUUAUCACAAUGGUCAAUGGGGAACAAUAUGUGAUGACAGAUGGGACAUGACUGACACAAACAUCGCAUGUAAACAGCUUGGCUACGUGAUUGCAGCGACGUCCAAGCACUUAGGACGAGGAUCUGGUCCAAUUUGGCUUGAUGAAGUACAAUGUAAAGGCGAUGAAUCGUCCCUGGAUCAGUGCCAUCACCUGGGCUGGGGUAAACAUAAAUGCGACCACAGUGAGGAUGUUGGUGUUGUGUGCUAUACAGCGCCGCCGUUGAGGUUGCUGCAUAAAACAUCUUCUCCAUCAUCAGUGCAAGGUAUUUUACAGAUUUAUCACAAUGGUCAAUGGGGAACGAUAUGUGGUUCCUGGUGGUAUGAAAGUAACACAAACAUCUCCUGUAAACAGCUUGGCUAUGAGUGGGCAUUGAGGUCCAUGCACUUAGGACGAGGACCUGAUCCAAUUUGGCUUUCUAAUGUAUACUGUAAUGGUAAUGAAUUGUCACUAGAUCAGUGCCGACACCCAGGAUGGGGUAAACCUAGCUGCAGUCAUAAUAGGGAUGUUGGUAUCGUGUGUUAUACAGGUCCUCCAGUCAAAGUUCGACUGAUUGGUGAUGUGCCUAAUGCUGGUCGAGUACAAUUGUUGUACAAAGGUGUCUGGAGAAACCUCUGCGGCUCGAGUUGGGAUUCAUCAGCUGCUAAAGUCAUUUGCCGAAUGGCUGGUUAUCCUGAUGGUUAUCCUGUACCCUUUGGUCGCUACGAGGGAUCUGGGGACGUGUGGCUCUCCGGAAGCUAUGCGUGUACUGGCUUUGAAUCCUCUAUUGAAUCAUGUCGGAAACUUAACUGGGGAAAAGCGACUUGUUCAGAUAACAACUUAGCUGGUGUUGUUUGUAAAUCAGGAUCACCGAAUGUCGCAUAUCGACUUGCGGAUGGAUCAGUACCUCAUGCAGGAAGACUGGAAAUGCGCUACUAUGGGUUAUGGAGACCAGUUUACCUUGUUUAUGGUCGGCGAUCAGACCACGAUGUACUUUGUCGYAUGAUGGGUUACAAUCAAGCUAUUAUUGCCUUCAGAAACGUCCAAGAAAAAAGAUACAGCUACGAUCUAAGAAUGAACUGUAGGGGUUUUGAAAAUACAACAAAACAGUGUGAACGAACCUCUUUCAAUUCAAAUGUGAGUCAUGAAACUAAAGAAACUACCUGGAUAGUUUGUAAACCACAUGCAGGAUCUAGAUUUGCURUUCGUUUGAUGGAUGGCAUCUCUUUGAACGAAGGCCGCGUGGAAAUUGGAAAUUCAGGGGUCUGGGGCACAGUUAGUGUCGAGUAUGUAUAUUGGAGUAGCAGGACACGCUGGAGUUCGACAGAUGCUGACAUAGUUUGUCGUAUGUUGGGAUACCGCAAYGCAUCAUGGACAGRACRAGUUAAAGUGUCAGGGAAUUAUUUAAAGACAGUAUUUGAUCAUUGCACAAGAAACGAAAUCUCACUUGAGCACUGUCGAUAUUAUCCCGCCCGGAGAUACUAUGAUUUACGGGACAUUGGAGUUCGGUGUUCUAGUUAUCAGGAUACUAUGACAUUACAGAUACGACUAGAAAAGGGAUUCGCACCCCAUUCUGGUCGAGUUGGUGUUCGCUAUGGUAAUUCAUGGAGUACUUUAUGUUACGAGGGACUGGACUACCCUGAUGUAAAAGUAAUAUGUCGAAUGCUUGGAUAUAGGAACGUUGAUCAUGUUUACGCUGUGAGGGCACCAAGCUCUGCUAAUGGCCGUGUCUGGCUUAGUGGUGUUGAGUGUAAUGGAACUGAAGCUUCAAUACUGAAUUGCAGUCGCACAGGAUGGUGGCAGACGACGUGUCACUUUGACGCUGUGAUCACGUGCAAGACACCAGCUAAAACAGCGGUAGGUAUCCGUCUGGAAAGCGAUACCACACCACAUUCUGGUCGAGUUGGUAUUCGCUAUGGUAACACAUGGGGUACUUUAUGUAACAAAGGACUGGAUACGAACGAUGCUAAAGUCAUCUGCCGCAUGCUUGGUUAUGUUGGAGUAAGUCACGUGCUCACGAUUCCUGGAAAUGGUACUAUUUGGCUCAGUGACCUUGAAUGCAACGGAGAAGAAGAUUCAAUUGUUGACUGUAGUCAUUCAGGUUGGUGGCAGGCAAGCAAUUGUACCCAUGACCAGGACGCUGCCGUCACGUGCAAGUUAGCUGAUGCCCCUCAUUUUCAAAUCGACAUAAACAACGGCAUUACAGGUUCUACAGCAAUUAUAAACAUGGUCAAAGCAGCCGAACCAGAUCCACGACUGAAAAGCUCGUAUCAAUUUGUAGUGGAAAAGGGUCGUGAAAUUCCUUCCCCUAUCAUUUCACAGAGCAAUAAAACCAUGAAGGCAUGUUCCACCAUCACCAAGACAGUGUUCAGUGAUUCUUACAUCGCUGCAGAGAUUCCAGCCAGUUCUAGUAGUUUCACUAUUGGCGACGGCCUAUAUUACCAUGGUUACCAUAAUGUACCAUUAGAACCCGGAUGUGUAUACAGGGCUCACGUGAGGAUCCUUACCAUGUCAAUAAAUGGGAAAAAGAUUUUUGGAAAAUCCAGUUUUGCAAGGUUUGCAACAAGACCAAAAAUUGAUCCACCCACGUUUCAAAUAAGUAACAGCAGCUCUAUAAAGCAAACGUCAGCAAUGAUCACCUUUCUUGCCGUGCAGAACAAACCAAUAGCAGAUCGUUCGUAUCAAGUUGCCGUCGAAAAGGCAGCCGACAAAGAUGUUUUCCAAUCCAAAGACAUGCGAGUAAACCAUUCUUACAUCGCUGCUGAGAUACCAACUACCACUUCUACGUUCACCAUCGGUGAUGGUUUGAAUUACCAUGGUUACAAUAACACACCAUUAGAACCCGGAUGUACUUAUAAAGUUUAUGUGAGAGUCGUCGCAAAGAUAUCGAAUGAGGACAUUCUGAUACGAAUUCAGACGGCAAUGAUUCAUUGGUGA
Exaiptasia diaphana is the source of this 3932-nucleotide messenger RNA. Its product is annotated as deleted in malignant brain tumors 1 protein. Lineage: Eukaryota; Metazoa; Cnidaria; Anthozoa; Actiniaria; Aiptasiidae. The transcript has 16 exons. The annotation marks the transcript as partial. Gene Ontology annotation, cellular component: membrane. The record is from RefSeq and is a predicted model, not a curated record.